AAGCCUGCACAAGACCACUGCUUGCACACUUGCUAGAGAAACCAGGGAAAGAGGACACCCUUCAAAGUAUGGUAAGGUGUGGAGGACCUCUAGGAGCUGUCUUGAUAAAAGAUAGCCAUGAACAGUCAAUUUAAGUUACCAUAUUACACAGCCCAAAGCAGCCCUGCGAUGGGUAUGUUUAAUACUUCCAUGGGGAAACUGCAGCAACAACUGUACAAGGGGGAGUACAGUAUAUUCAGGUAUGCACCAAUGUUUGAGAGUGACUUUAUACAGGUCAGCAGAAAAGGAGAAGUGAUUGAUGUGCACAACCGUACCCAAAUGGUGACUGUGGGCCUCGUUUGCACCAGCCCCCACCUCACACUACCUGAUGUCAUGGUGCUGGCCCGACCAGCUGCUGUGUGUGAUGACUAUAACAGAUGUGGCCCAGCUAUCCACGAAAAAGGUUACAAGCCUACACAGAUCUUAGAGCUAACCAGGCUGCUUCCCUUGAAGUUUGUAACGCUAUCCAUUCAUAAUGGUAAAAAACAACAGCUCCGCCUAAAGCUUGCCACUGGCCGCUCUUUUUACCUUCAGCUGUGCUCCCCUUCUGACACAGGAGAUCUUUUUAUCCACUGGGAAAACCUCAUUUACAUUCUGAGACCACCACUAGGGGCUUACAGCGAUUCCCAGACCAUCCCAUUUGGGAACAAACUGGACAUAACUGGGUUUGGAAAGGAGGACAAGAACCCAGAGGCAAAUGUCAUUCAUUUCUAUGGAAGAGAUCAAGAUCAAGUUGGCAUCAGGAGUCUUCACAUGAACCCUAAAGUGUUUGGGACCACCUGUUAUGCUGGGGAGGAAUGAAUUAAUCAAGCCUCCCACACAUACUGCAUUUAAGAGUUCACAUACUUCUGCAGUAACAAAGCCUACAGUACCCGAUAAAAGGGCAGGGAUGGCAACAGGAGGAGCUAGAAUAGCCAUACUGGGUGGAUUCAACAUGUUUUAAUAAUGUUGUUAGCAAGGGCUACAGCCCUUCUUGUCCUCAGAUGGUGCUUCCAGCACAUCAGUAGGAGCUACUGGCUCCUUCCUAGAGGGCAGCAUAAAU
This is a messenger RNA of Hyaena hyaena (striped hyena), 1081 nucleotides long. It is a transcript of the gene GARIN6, whose product is annotated as family with sequence similarity 71 member C. NCBI's taxonomy places the organism in Eukaryota, Metazoa, Chordata, Mammalia, Carnivora, Hyaenidae. The transcript has 2 exons. The record is from RefSeq and is a predicted model, not a curated record. Gene Ontology annotation, cellular component: nucleus. The coding region runs from base 118 to 840 and encodes 240 amino acids.